AUGCUGAAGCAAGAACUAAACCUGAAUGAAUAUUUGCCUGAAAAAAUGAACGAAUUAAAUGUAACAGGUUCGGAAACUUUAUCACGUUUAAAUAUUAAAAUGAGAAUUAUCUAUCUAUUAUUAACCCACUAUAUGGUACAUCUAGAAAAAUCUGGAUCAUCGCAUGAAAGUGUGUCUACAACGUCAGAGAAUAUGGAAGAAAAAGAAUAUAUUACGAAUCAAGCUGUUCUGCUUGGUUUUAUUCGAGAUAAAUUCGUUCAAUGGCUUUCAUUUAUUUCGGAUGAUAUAUUAGAAACCCAGACGCUCGAAUAUUGGCUUCUUUCCUAUGUUUCCGAAAUGGAGACCAAUAUCUGGAAUGAAAACAUCUCACCAAGUGCUUGGUUAUCAUCUUGUUUUGCAAUCACCCCAGAAACAGCUGAUACCAUUGUCAAUAGUGUUUCAGAAGGUUUUUUGCAAAAUCAAACACCCCAAUACUGGAUUAAUGAAUGGAUUUCACAACAAACUAACCCUCUUUCAUGCGAAUUUAAUUCUUUCAUUGAAAGUGCACCUGAAAAUACCUUGGUUUCAUAUGGAGGAUUACCAAAUCUUUUUGUUGUAAAUAAAAUACCAGCAAAUGGUGAUGAUGAGGAGCUUAAUUUACUUUUGUCUGAGAAAUCAUACCAGUCCUCUGAUAAUCAUACCUAUUACUUUCACACCACUGACCGGAGGUCUUCUGAAUCUAUUAUCAAAGAUGGCAUUGAUGUGAGCAAGUGUCAUGGAAAUCAGGACUUUGGUAGAUCUGCAUCAUUUCACCUUAAUGACGAAUUUAGAUGGGCAGCCGAGUGGGGGCGAAAACGUUUUCUGAACCCAAAUUCAUGUGUAAUAUUGGUGUAUGACAUUCCUGCUGAAUUACUGCUAAAACACGAUCACCUUGAUCUAAGUCAAGAUCUUGAGAAAUGGAAGCGUGUGGUGCGAAACUCUCGUGACGGGAAAUUUAACGAAGCUGAUGAUCACUUCUCAGUAUAUGGUCCCCAAGCAGAAAAUGUUAACAUUUUGAUAAAGAAUAAACGAGCAACACCUCGACCAUCUUCUAGCAAAAAUCAGUUGGCACUUAAAGGUAGAAAAUUGACAAAGCAUGUUGAUAAACAACUUAUAGGAGCUAUCAUUUAUAGGACAAAAUAA
Messenger RNA from Rhizophagus irregularis DAOM 181602=DAOM 197198, 1161 nucleotides. RefSeq lists its product as uncharacterized. The record is from RefSeq and is a predicted model, not a curated record. NCBI's taxonomy places the organism in Eukaryota, Fungi, Glomeromycota, Glomeromycetes, Glomerales, Glomeraceae.